GGAUUGUGCUGUGUCAGUCCAGAGAGGUGCAGCUGGGAUGUGCAUGGCUACCACCGUCCUACAGCUAUAGAGGAGAUGCAUGUAGUGGACGGUAGAAGUGAGAUUUGGGAUUAACCUUCCUUUGGAUUGAGUGACUUGGUUGCACUGACCACCAGAUCAGGAGCCCUGACCACCCACCUCCCCGAGACCAGGACUUUCAACAAUGGCUGCAAAUAAGGUUGGAAAAAGACUGUUAAAUAAAAACCAUUCGCCAUCCAGGAGCAGGGAUUCGGGACAAGCCAUACAAAGGAGACAAGCCCGGGUGACUGUCAAAUAUGACCGCAAGGAGCUGCAGAAGAGGCUGGACGUGGAGAAGUGGAUAGAUGAGACCAUUGAGCAGCUGUACCAGGGCAGGGAAAUGGACAUGCCCGAUGAGGUGAAUAUCGAUGACCUCCUGGACCUAGACACAGAUGAGCAGAGAAGAAGCAGCUUGCAGGUCAUCCUUGGUUCUUGUACUAACACAGAGGCUUUUAUUCGAGAUUUGCUGUUCAAGUUAAAGGGACUUCAGAAACAGACUCUCCUAAGGAAGAACGGUCUGGGGAUCAGCAAUGAAGAUCAGAUUCGGGAACAUGCGUGACCGACGAAUACUGCUAACCUAUAACGAGGGGGGGGGGGGGGGGGGGUCAGCAAGCACAAGGCAUCUCUAUACGUGAAAGAUGGAUGGAUGCAAAAGACAAAAUGAGCAUGGCAGUGGUGAUCAGGAGGCAUCUGGUGAUGGGACCACAUCGAUGUGUCGCACAUUCCCGCACUUCAUUAUUCUACAACCUGAUGCUUCAGAUACACCGCCACCUUCUUCUGCAUUAUCCAUUGUACUAGAAAGCUCAACCAAACAGAUUGCUCCUCAAGACCCCCCCGUCCUGAACGUGAAGGAAGACAUAUCUGUAUUACGUAUAUAUUGUUCACAAUAAGUGUUAUUUUUCUUUAUAGACUGUGAUCUCACCGGGCCGGGGACCAUAUAGUGAUAUCUUUAGCUGGUACUUUGCUUUUCCAUAAACAUUAAAGGGGUUAUUUGAGACUUUCUAACUGAUGACCUAUCCAGAGGGUAUCCAGAGUAUCUGAUUGUGGGGGUCCAACACCCGAGACCCUCGCCGAUCAGCUGUUUCAGAACAGGUCAGCCCCAUUCACUUGAAUGGGCCUGAGCUGCUGAAAGGCCAUGUGACCGAUGAAGGCAUGUCCUAGAGAAAACCGCAAGAAGGCAACGGCACUCACAGGAACGCUGGUGACUUCAGCAGAUCGGCGGGGGUCCGGGGUGUCGGACUCCCUCCAAUCAAAUACUGAAGACCUACCCAGAGGAUAGGUCAUCAGUUUCAAAGUCUCGGAAAGCCCCUUUAACCAAGGGGGAAAAAAGUUGCAUUCCAUAAUUUGCACAUAGGUUUUGGCUCAUAGUCACCUGAUAGACCUAUUCGGUAUCCUAAUAUCACUACACUAGUAGGUGCCACUUGCUGGGUGAUCACUAUCACCUUGACCGGUGAAUGAGUCAGGUGAUCCAUCGUGGCCAAUCGGCUGAGAGGGACGCAGUGUUUAACAUACACUGCUCUCUCCCUGUUGUCACCCCCAACCGAGAACUGGUACUGGGGCAUGUUAUAGAGGUCAUCCUAUAAAGAGGCCUUUCUAGUACCUUUAUCAAACUUGGAUUUUAGAUCAUAUUUCAGUCAUAUCUUUCGACAGCUCUUUCUGCCACCUCCACCAUGAACAUGCACACUCUGCUGAGCUGCUGCAAUCCAACAUGACCAGUUAGAGGAUGAUCAGCAGGUCCCCAUUUACCUAAGAUCAUCAGUCAAUCCUACCAAUAUUGGUGGCUUUGGCCAAUUUGUCGCUCAUCUAUAUGGCUCUGGCUACUAGUAUCUACAGUAAGUGUUCACAUCUCGUUUGAGCCUUCCGUCAGAGGGAGGACCUGCGAUGGAAAGCAUUGACGUGCGCCACUGUAUAGGUGUGCCGAAGCUUUCUUCGACCAUAGGCAUCUGUAUUAAAAAAGAAAAAAAACAAAGAAACCCUCUGUAGACAUUUUUUCGCAGAAAGCCUCUACAUGUACAAGCACAGUUGACUGUAUAAUUCUAUACAGUAUUAAAAGGUAGCCUGACGGGGGCCAAAACUACAACCCUUAACCUCAGUCAGGUGAAUAGGGGUCUAUGGAUACCUAUAGGAGUAGGCACAGACACUAACCGCAUACCACAGAUGCCGUGUGAGCAUAGUCUUAGCCUUGGCUCACACACCACUGGAGGAGCCGUCAGGUAUAAAGUUAAGUUUAGUUGCUUUUAAAGUGUUUUUAAGAGAUUUUUUUAAAGAGAUUUUAGUGAGUUCUUGACAGUUUGUAUUUAUCCUGAGAUAUAAAUUUUUAUUUUUUUUAUAUUUGCACAAGGGUAGGUUCACACAAUUUUUUUGGAGAAGGUUUUGAGGCAGAUUGUCCUGCAUGUUUUUCAGCCAAAACCAGAAGAAGUUUUGGAAUUAGGUCCUUCAGAGUGAGAGACAAUCCUUAUAGCCUCUCUGCACUCUGACUAGUACAUGGGGGUCUUGAAUGGGGACCCUUUUCUAUUAACUCUGGGUUUUCUCUACCCUUAGGCCUCAUGCACACGACCGUUCUUUUUCUUUGCGGUCUGCAACCCGCGGAUCUGCAAAAAACAGAAGCCGCCUGUGUGCCUUCCGCAAUUUGCGGAGCGGGUGGCCCAUUGUAGAAAUGCCUAUUCUUGUCCGCAAAACGGACAAGAAUAGGACAUGUUGUUAUAUUUUUUUUUGCGGGGCUACGGAACGGAGCAACGGAUGCGGACAGCACACGGAAUGCUGUUCGCAUCUUUUGCGGCCCCAUUGAAGUGAAUUGGUCCGCAUCCAAGCCGCCAGAAAACUGGGGCUCGGAUGCUGACCAAAACAACGGUUGUGUGCAUGAGGCCUUACAUGUACGUAUAGCAGUGUUCCUGAUAUUUUAAGGUGACCAUUUCUUCCACAGACCAUAGGACCUGGUAACUUUCCAGAAUCUAGGAGGUUCUUCUAAGCUCUUUGGCCCUUUUCCACCUCAUGAGAUUUUAUACUGCUGGCUAGUUAACUUUGGAGCCUAUGUAAGCGUAUUUAUACACGUUUUGUUGCCUUUUUAAUAUAAGUAUUAACAUGGAUGCCGUGAUGUUACUUCAAUGGUAAUAAAAUGUUUUACUUUGA
Messenger RNA from Bufo gargarizans (Asiatic toad), 3186 nucleotides. It is a transcript of the gene PPP1R14A, whose product is annotated as protein phosphatase 1 regulatory inhibitor subunit 14A. Lineage: Eukaryota; Metazoa; Chordata; Amphibia; Anura; Bufonidae. Gene Ontology annotation, biological process: regulation of phosphorylation. Gene Ontology annotation, cellular component: cytoplasm. The record is from RefSeq and is a predicted model, not a curated record. Gene Ontology annotation, molecular function: protein serine/threonine phosphatase inhibitor activity. The transcript is spliced from 4 exons. Bases 203 to 616 code for a protein of 137 amino acids.